AUGAGACCAAUCCAGACAAAUAACCGUGAAAGUAACGCCAGUGAUGAUGACGCCGAUGCUGUUUUAAUCGGCCGCGACGACAUCAGCGACUACAACCCAGAACAAAUACUACCGGAACUUCCCGAUGUCAUCGAGAAAAUCCGAGAUUGGCUGCAGCCAACUGCAUAUGAUAUCGCUGGAGGAGAAUACCGCAAGCAUAUAUCCUCCCAUGUUGCUGGUACAGGGGCCUGGCUCACCUCGAGUGAUGCGUAUCAAAAAUGGCUGCACAGCGAUGACCAUGGACUGCUCUGGAUCAAAGGGAUACCAGGAUCAGGCAAAUCAGUCAUGGCGGCAAAAUUGAUCCAUGAACUUACCCAGUCAAACCCAACGUGUCCUGUGCUAUUCUUCUUCUUCCGCCAAAUCAUUGAUGCAAAUCACGAGCCUCGAGCUCUCUUGCGAGAUUGGUUUGACCAAAUGUUGAGUUACAGUCCGCCUCUGCAGAAACAGCUUAAAGCUUAUGUAGAAGCGGGUCGGUCUCUUGAUAGUAUUUCGAUGGAGGAUUUGUGGAAGCACUUGCGUCUAGCCUUUGCUAGCUUGCCUGAUAAGGUCUUCUGUGUCGCUGAUGCACUCGAUGAAAUAGAUCGAGGUCAUGAAGAGUUCAUACAGAUACUUGGAAAGCUGGGACACUGGCGGCCAAAGACAGUCAAAGUUUUGAUCACCAGUCGCCCAGUUCCUAGUGUCGAAGUGCCUCUGAGACUGAUCCAUGGCCUACAAGUUCGGUUACAGGAAACCUUGGUUGAUAUGGAUAUCUCAACAUAUGUUCAUUUCGUCUUAGCAAAGUCUGAUAUCCCAAAAGCUGACUGGGAUACUAUUGCGAAAGCCGUGCCAGGCCGGGCAAAUGGCCUCUUUCUCUACGCCAAGCUGGCCAUGGAUGCUUUUAUCGAGCCAGGAGCAAAUAUCGCUACAGUGCUUUCGAAGCUUCCUUCAGACUUGAACAGCUUGUAUACCGAUUUACUCAAUGAACAUGCCACAAGGUCCGGGGUGCCAGAGGUUAUUCAGCGUCUCAUCUUACAGGCCGUCACCCACGCUACUCGUCCACUGAGGCUGCUUGAACUUGCUGAAAUGAUUAGGGUCAGCCGUCCUGACGGUGCCGUGCGAGACAUAAAAGCCACCAAAGAACUUAUUAGGGCUGCCUGUGGGCCACUCUUGGAAAUCUUGCCUGAUGAGACAAUCUCAGUGAUUCACCAUUCUUUCACUGAGUAUCUCAAAGGAACCACCCGAUCAGAUGAGAGUCAUCCUACAGGAUAUCCUGUGCUAGAACUGGGGUCGACACAUGCUCAGCUUGCGCUUCAAUGUCUCCUCUAUCUACAAUCUGGGUGCCUAGAUACAAUACUAAUCGAUACCCGUGACGAUGUUGGGCGUAGGUACUGGAGAGACUGGGGCCUUGUCAGUAACUAUGGACCAGGAACGGGUACAAGCAAAGUAUCCGACGAAGAAGUCCAGUUGAGGCUUAAACAUCCGCUGUUUGAGUAUGCAGUCAACAAUUGGCACCUGCAUAUCGUGAAGUCGGAGGCUGCUGGCCAAGACCAGACCGAAAUCAACGCCAGGCUUCAUCAGCUGUUCGAGCAGGGAAAUAACUUGGCGGGAUGGCUCCAGAUGAGGUGGCCUGGCAGAGGCCUAGGAGCCAAAAGAGUUACGCAGCUCCACGUUGCUGCUAAAACCGGGCUGAUAUCAUAUACCAAAGAGCUAUUAGCGGAUUUUGAUGUAAAUGGGCGCGACUUUUACGAUAGAACACCAGUCUGGUGGGCUGCUGUGGAAGGACACGCAAAAGUCAUCUCCGUCUUGGUGGACGCCGGCGCGGAUCCAGAUGUGCCAGAUAAUGUCACCGGAAUCAAACCUCUGCAUAGGGCAGCUUACAGCAACCACUCAGCGGCUGUAACGGCAUUAUUAAAGGCCGGCGUCGACCCUCUGACACAGAAAACUAUGGAUGGCAAAUGGCUUGCUUCCUUUUACUAUUCAGUAUUUGGGGAGACGCCGCUAAUGUUUGCCUGCAAUGGUCAUUUGGAGGCAGUGGAAGCGUUUCUGCCAUUUAUUGGAGAUAAUCUUGAUCUUGUGCAUCGAGCAUUGGUGUGGGCAGCGGAAUCAAGAUCACCAGCAGUCGUUUCGAGGCUUCUCCAGCAUCCGGGAGUAGAUGUCAAUGCAAUUGUCGAAGGCAAAACGUUGUUAUACACAGCUUGUAGGGAACUACAGACCAAGCUGGUGGCAAUUCUUCUGCAAGCCGGCGCACUCCCUACCGUCCGCUACACUACUGGAAGUGACGGGGCUAUUCAUCGGACAGACGAAGAGGAUAAUUCCACGGAAUUGAAUUGCUUCCGUGCGCUCUUCGCUCAUACGGACGUUCUUUAUCUCGUGAAAGAUUAUAGAGAAGAGGAACGAGCAAUAUUUGCGCUAUUGAGAGAGGCUGGAGCUGAUAUCAACUUCCGAACUAGAUCAGAUGGAACAUGUUUGCAUGUCGCGGCUGGGUCUCCUGUUUUCGUGCGGUUACUAAUUGAGGCUGGAGCCGAUGCAAAUGCUGUCAAUCAAUACGGCCAAACGCCCCUUCACAUUAUGUCUAACGACAGAUGGUCGUCAAUCGAUUCGAUGGUGCUGCUAAUUGAGGAAGGGCAUGCAAAUAUCAAUGCGGUGACACCACAUGGAGAGACACCUCUUCACUCUCUGCUGAGGAUAUAUACAAAGGACAUUGUGAAGAAAUUCCUAGAAUAUGGACCAGACUGCAACAUUGUGGACAAACAAGGCAACAACCCGCUACAUAUUUUCAUGCAACAGUACAUGACAGACACGGAUGUUCUCAGAAUAUUGCUUGAAAGAGGCGUAAAUCCAAAUGCAAAGAACCACGAAGGGCUUACCCCGCUGCUUUGCCUUCACAACGUCAACUGGACGUUGUCUGAAGUUAUCGAGUUAUUUCAAAACGCUGGUGCUGAUAUUCAUGAAGUGGAUAGAGACGGCAAUAAUCUUCUCUUUCGCCUUCUCGCCCACCGUAGCGAACUAUUUGAGGGAGACUCGCACAAAGAGUUUACAAUUCUGCUUGACCGAGGACUUUCACCGUCUCAGCGCAACUACCAAGGCGAAACUGCUCUUCAUAAGGCAGUCAAGCUUUACACAGCGACGGAACCGUACGGAGGGUCGAAACAGCUCAAUAUGUCAAGACUCGAUUUCUUGAUCAACUUAAAUCUUGACAUCAACGCUGUCGAUUAUAAGGGAAAUAACUUGCUUCAUACACUUGCUUCGCGUUACGACAUCCACGACUUCUACAGAGGGGGCUAUAAACUGAUUCCGCUGUGGAGAAAGCUCGUUGAUCUCGGCUUGGAUCUAGAUCAAAGAAAUCACGCUGGACGCACGCCGCUGCAUAUUCUAUGCGCAGCCCCUGAAAAUGUUGAACCAGGAGUGCCCGUUGAAAGUGAACUUAUGCCACUGAGUUUUGUCAUGUCACGGGUUAAAAAUCUCAAUGUCCCUGAUAAUAAUGGGAUCACACCUCUGCAUAUAGCUGCUACUCGAAGUGAGGCAUUCUCAAAGCAGCUCAUUGAUGCUGGUGCAAAUCCUCUGGUUUAUACGCAUGAAGGACUAACACCACUCCAUCUCGCCGCACUAUCCAAAGAGAGUAAUAUAGUUGGUCUACUUUUGAGUGCAAUCCAGAGCAAACAAAACAAUACAUCAACUUCGAUACCACUAGGGGGAGUUGAAGGCAUCGCUCUGAACAAGACGGCUACGAAAUCAGACGCAACAGUGGGAGUAAAUGCUCAAAUGCUGGAUGGUGGGAACGUUAUCACGCCUCUGUUCUAUGCAAUCAUGUCAGGAAGGCCAGAAACUGUUAGACUUCUUCUUGACGCCGGAGCUGAUGUUAAAUUGGGCAACAUCUUUGAAGCUUGUCUUGAGUUUGAAGAAGAAAUUGAUAUCCAAAAUAAACACCAAUCAGUCCAAAGCUUUCGAAAAAUGAGCCUUAUGCAUUGUUGGAGGUUUUCUGAACUUUUGCUUGGCGCCGGGUCCAGCUCAUCUCACCGCGAAGCUCUCGACUUACGGUUACACAACACAGCAAGGCUUGAAGAAAUAAUGGAUAUGCUGAUUGACUCUGGAGCUGAUUGUUCUCUCAUAGAGAGUGGGAGUGGAACUUACCAGGGUAGCAUUAUUCAAAGAGCUAUAACACAGAACAAAGACUAUACGGCUGGUUGUUUGAUGCGUGUCCUUAGGAAAGGAUCGCCCAGCUUAGAGGCCGACGAAUACGAUGAUGAUCUCGCGAGACUAUCUGAAACCAUGCACCAAUAUCGAAAACAGGGUUCAGUGCAAGCUUUGAGACUGUUAAAAUCUCAUAUUACCAAGAGUCAAGGUGAAUACGAGACGGUAUCAGCAAAAGUUCUCACUUGGUGUUUGGCGCAGAGGGAGUACCACCUUAUCGACGAAAUAUCUCAGUUAGGGGUUAGCUUCCUCCCAAUCUCCAUGGAAGAUAAACACUUGACCUUAUAUCAUCUCAUACGCCUUGGCUUGGUAUCUGUCUUUGAAAGCUUAGCGUCUCGUGAAAUGGAGCUGGUUUUAAGCAAGGGUGACUGGCAUGCUUUCGGAGACACAACACGACCUGGAUUAUGGCACGCAAAGAGAGACGGCGCAACUUCUCAACUCACACCUUUUAUCCUAGUUGCAGUUCAGCGAGCGUCACCCAAUAUGGACAUUGUGAGGCUACUAGUUGAAAUUUACGCAGUGGAUAUCGCCGAAAACGACUCUUCGGGCGAAUGUGCUCUGUUUCACGUUGCGCGAGGUUAUCACUGGUGGCAUGUCCACCAAGCACUGCCAUAUCUGCUUGAUAUGGGUGCCGAUAUCAGCAUGCGUAAUGAAAAGGGCCAGACUCCAUUACAUAUGGCUCUUCAAGGAGGCCGUAGAGUUCCUAGUCCUUACAAUUGGGACGCAGCCAAGAUGUUGGUUCAAAGAGGAGCGGACGUCAACGCAGUUGAUAACAAAGGCCAGAGUUGUCUCUCGUAUGCACGACACGACGCUGAUAUGAUUAAAUUUCUUAUCGAGCACGGCGCGGUUGUGGUGGUAGAUUCUAUUUUUGCUGCAAUUGACUCUCGCAAUGCGGAAGUGCUUCGCGCACUUCUAUCGGGAGACUUGGAUCCAAAUACACGUCGAGAUAAGUUGCCGCUCGAGACAGAUGAUGGGUCUCAGAAUAAGACUAUAGAGCCUCAUGAAGAAUAUCCGCUCUAUCAUGCCGCCAGCAAGCUGUGGCCGCAUUACAGCCCAUCAGAGAAAAGUUAUCAAGAUGCUACAAAAGCAAUGGAGAUCGUUCAAGUUUUACUAGACCAUGGUGCCGAUCCGUUUGCAAAAUUCUUGAAGGCGGUUAUACCGGUGGAAAGGAAGUCAGAUUUCUCAGCGGCAAUCAACUCUUCCGCACAAGUGCCAGAGGGCUAUGUGGAGUGUACCCUUUUGCAUGAAGUCCUCUUAAAUGGCUAUAUAGCGGAUACAUUCCUCGAGUUCCCAGGCUUGGAUGUUCACCACCGGGAUGCGAAAGGACGCACUCUUCUUCACAUGGUAUGCGAAAGUACCAGAGGCCCAGACCACAUACUCGGGUCACAUGCCAAAGCCGCGAAUCUACUCGAAGAGCACGUUCACUCAUUUCAGAGACUACUGUCUUUGGGUGCAGACUUGACAGCUCAAGACAACUUUGGCCACAAUGUUCUGCAUUACAUGCUCGUUGGAGAAAAGGAGAUCGAGCCCAUCGUACGCGCGAAAUUCUUUGCUUAUACCUUACAAAAUGCACCCAAACUGUUGAACCAAGGAAAUUGUCAUGGUGAAACUCCUUUACACUAUGCCAUGAUCCGCGCCGUCGAAAGACAUGAAGUUGGUGAGGCACAAAUGUUACUGGACGCCGGUGCAGACCCUAUGAUUAUCAGCAAGAGAGGAGACACCAUGCUACAUAAACUAGGUAAAGGUAUUGCCGUUGCAGGCUUACGUACCUUCUUUAAGGCUCUAGCUGAAUGCGGCAUCGACAUAAACGCUCGCAACAAUCGUGGCGAGACAGCAUUAUUUUCGUUUUAUGAUCAUUCUAAGACCCUUGAAGAUUCUUGGAUUCUGGAAGAGGUACAUAGACCUACGGGACAACAUGUCAAACCCUUGCUGGAAAAGUUGGGAGGUGACUUCUUUGUGAGAGAUAAUAAAGGCAGAGGGCUGCUACACGCUGCUGCGAGAGGAGAUGUUGAGCGGUUCCAAGAGCUUUUGGAGAUGGGCCUUGAUCCAAUGAUGGAAGACGAUGCUCAACAAACAGCAAUCGAUGUGGCUGCUGCGUGUGGUAACCGAGAUAUUCUAGAGCUGUUUGAGAAAAAGAAGUAA
Messenger RNA from Trichoderma gamsii, 6351 nucleotides. RefSeq lists its product as hypothetical. NCBI's taxonomy places the organism in Eukaryota, Fungi, Ascomycota, Sordariomycetes, Hypocreales, Hypocreaceae. Bases 1 to 6351 code for a protein of 2116 amino acids. The record is from RefSeq and is a predicted model, not a curated record. The transcript has 2 exons. Gene Ontology annotation, molecular function: protein binding.